AUGGGCCUGCGCCAGCGCUCCCCCAUCCACGCCGCCGCCAAGAAGGGGCGCGCCGCCGCGCUGCGCCCGCUGAUCGCCGCCCUGAAAGCGCACGCGCGCGAGGCGUGCGCCGCCGGCGACGAGGGGGGCGCCGCGGCGGCGGCAGCAGGCGCCGCAGAUGUUGAGGGGGAGCUGCCUGCGGCGGCGCGCGAUAUUGUGCGGCGUGUAUUAGACAUGCGGACGCGCGGCGGGUCGACGGCGCUGAUGCUGGCGUGCAGGCGGGGCCACCUGGAGGUGGUGGAGCUGCUGCUGCAGGAGGGCGCCGACCCCGCGGCCGUCGACCCCGACUCGCGCCGCACGGCGCUGCACCACGCUGCCAUCGGAGGCAGCGCCCGCUGCGCCGCCGCGCUGCUCACCCACCGCGGCGGCGACGCCUGGCGCCUCGUCGACGCCCGCACCGCCGGCGGCUUCGCGCCGCUGCACUUUGCCGCGCUCUACGGCUAUGCGCCCGUCGCGCGCGUGCUGAUCGCGGCGGGGGCGCGCGUCAUGCUGCCGACGAGCAACCAGGACGGGCUGGGUGACCUGCGGACUGUCGUGUGCGGCAGCACGCCGCUGCACUUGGCGGCCCUGCGGGGUCACCUGAGUGUCACCACGGCCCUCCUGGAGUGCUACGCCAACCAGCUGCACCAGCAGCUCGUCCUGGGGGGGGCCGCGGCCGCUGCUGCUGCGGGCGCCGGCGCGUCGCGCCUGCCUUGGGAGGGAGACGUCUACCUUGACCCGCGGUUGGCGCUGGACUCGCGCGGAAAGACGGCCUGGGAGAUCGCCGAGGCCUGCGGCCACGGCCCACAGCUCGGGGCCCUGCUGGACCCUCUGGUGCCCAUCCGCCGCCCCCUGGCCCGAGCCGGCGCCAAUAUCCCGCGCUCCAACAUCACAAGCCUUCAGGCGCUCGCCGCGCGUGCCCUGAAUGCGCACCUGACCAAAUGGCUCGACCAAAUCGAGGCCGAGCAGGCCUUUUUUGGAGCAGCAGCCGGCCGCGCGCCGCAGCCGCUGGCGUCGGCACCCCGGCCGGUGCCGGCGGCGGCGCUCGCCGUCUGCAGAGCUGCGGGUGGCGUCGUCGGCUGCGGCAGCAGCGACGGCGGCGGCAGCAGCAGCAGCAGCAGCAGUGGGAGCAGCAGCAGCAGCGGGGAAGCGGGCGCGGCGGCCGCGGCGGGCAGCGGCAGCUUCGGCGGCGCCGGAAGCUGGUCGGAAGCUGGUGCGGUAACAACUGAGGGGGGCUGCGAGGACGACGACGAUGAUGACUGCUGCGGCAUCUGCCUCGAUCUGGCGCCCGCGCUGCGGCUGGCGCCCUGCGGCCACUGCAUGUGCGCGCCCUGCGCGCGCGGCGUGCUGCGGGUGGCGAAGGGCGGGGCGCCGCGCUGCCCCUUCUGCCGGGGCGCGAUCGGGGCCCUGUCGGCCGCGCCGCCGCCGCCGCCGCCGGCGACGGCGGCGGGUGCAGCGCCGGCGUCCGCACCGUGA
Messenger RNA from Monoraphidium neglectum, 1494 nucleotides. RefSeq lists its product as hypothetical. Gene Ontology annotation, molecular function: protein binding. The record is from RefSeq and is a predicted model, not a curated record. Lineage: Eukaryota; Viridiplantae; Chlorophyta; Chlorophyceae; Sphaeropleales; Selenastraceae. Bases 1 to 1494 code for a protein of 497 amino acids. The transcript is spliced from 6 exons.